AUGCUUGGGGUCUGCAUCCUGAACUCAGAGUGCAAAGCCAUCUGUAAUUGGUAUUCUGGGCCUGUAGUGCUGCUGCUUCAGAACUGGGGUCUGUACACGGGCUUCAUCCUGGAGGUGAAGGAGGUUAAACGCCUUUUAAAGGGCAAGGAGAUGGAGUACGACAAGGAGUUCUCCCCUCGCCAGCGACACCACAAAGAGUUCAAGUUCAACUUAUCCCAGAUUCCUGAGGGUGAGGCGGUGACGGCUGCAGAAUUCCGAAUCUACAAGGACUGUGUUGUGGGGAGUUUUAAAAACCAAACUUUUCUUAUCAGCAUUUAUCAAGUCUUACAGGAGCAUCAGCACAGAGACUCUGACCUCUUUUUGCUGGACACCCGCGUAGUGUGGGCCUCAGAAGAAGGCUGGCUGGAAUUUGACAUCACGGCCACUAGCAAUCUGUGGGUCGUGACCCCACAGCACAACAUGGGGCUUCAGCUGAGCGUGGUGACUCGGGAUGGACUCAGCAUCAACCCCCGAGCUGCAGGCCUGGUGGGCAGAGACGGCCCGUAUGACAAGCAGCCUUUCAUGGUGGCCUUCUUCAAAGUGAGUGAGGUCCACGUGCGCACCACGCGGUCAGCCAGCGGUCGGCGUCGCCAGCAGAGUCGCAACCGCUCCACCCAGGCCCAGGACGUGUCCCGGGUCUCCAGCGCUUCAGAUUACAACAGCAGUGAGUUAAAAACAGCCUGCAGGAAGCAUGAGCUUUAUGUGAGCUUCCAAGACCUGGGAUGGCAGGACUGGAUCAUUGCACCCAAGGGCUAUGCUGCCAAUUACUGUGAUGGAGAAUGCUCCUUCCCACUCAACGCACAUAUGAAUGCCACGAACCAUGCGAUCGUCCAGACACUGGUUCACCUUAUGAAUCCUGAGUAUGUCCCUAAACCGUGCUGUGCGCCAACUAAACUAAAUGCCAUCUCGGUUCUUUACUUUGAUGACAACUCCAAUGUUAUCUUGAAGAAAUACAGGAAUAUGGUUGUAAGAGCUUGUGGAUGCCACUAACUUGAAACUAGUUGCUGGGGCCAGAGGUACUGCCUUGGACUCCUAGCUUACACCUGCCUUAAGCAGCACAGUGACGC
Myotis lucifugus (little brown bat) is the source of this 1106-nucleotide messenger RNA. RefSeq names its product bone morphogenetic protein 6 (gene BMP6). Gene Ontology annotation, molecular function: growth factor activity; cytokine activity. The record is from RefSeq and is a predicted model, not a curated record. The transcript has 7 exons. Lineage: Eukaryota; Metazoa; Chordata; Mammalia; Chiroptera; Vespertilionidae. The coding region runs from base 1 to 1029 and encodes 342 amino acids. Gene Ontology annotation, biological process: SMAD protein signal transduction. Gene Ontology annotation, cellular component: extracellular region.